Messenger RNA from Emiliania huxleyi CCMP1516, 386 nucleotides. RefSeq lists its product as hypothetical. The transcript has 2 exons. Lineage: Eukaryota; Haptophyta; Isochrysidales; Noelaerhabdaceae. The annotation marks the transcript as partial. The record is from RefSeq and is a predicted model, not a curated record. Gene Ontology annotation, molecular function: RNA binding.
AUGAGCCCGGGCAAAGAGCUCGAGAUGGGCAAGGUCUUUGUCGGAGGCCUCUCCAGGGACACGACGACGACGGGGCUGCGCUGCUACUUUGAGCAGUUUGGGCACAUUUCGGACUGCGUCGUCAUGAAGGACCGCUCGACGGGCGCUCCGCGCGGCUUUGGCUUCGUCACCUACCGCCACCAGAACGUCGCUGAUCACGUCGUCGCGCAGCGUCACUUGAUAGACGGCAAGGAGGUCGAGGCCAAGCCGGCCGUGCCGCGCGACUCGGACAGCCUGGCGCGUCCAGCGCUCGUCGCUCCCGUCGUGCCCAGCGUGCCGCCGGUGCCGGCUCCCCCGGUCGGGCGCGAGGUGAGGGCGGGCGAGCUCAAGAUCUUUGUCGGCGGCCU